Molecule: messenger RNA, 2456 nt
Organism: Punica granatum (pomegranate)
Lineage: Eukaryota; Viridiplantae; Streptophyta; Magnoliopsida; Myrtales; Lythraceae
Source: RefSeq, a predicted model, not a curated record
AUGGCGGUCAUGUAACAUCCAACUUGUCGGCACCCAAAUUCCGGCGCGCUGAUUAAACCUUCGAGCCAGCCGUCCGACCCUUCGUCCACGGCGCAGCCCACCGAUACAUACAACAUAUAUAAUACACACUAUACAUUGAUACAUAUACAACCUCGCGAGUUUCACUGCCCUCUCUCUCACUCCAUCUUGAUCUUGCUUUUGGUCUGCCAAGGACUGAUUGUGGUUCAGGAAGAAUGGAGAGAAGUAGUGCUAGUAAAAUUAUGAAGGUUGAUGAGGCUGAUGGUUCUGAAACCACCAUCGAGAUCAAGAUUAAGACUUUGGACUCACAAACUCAUACGCUCAGAGUAAAUAAGCAGAUGCCAGUUCCUGCUUUGAAAGCACAGAUAGCAUCUGUGACUGGUGUGGUAUCUGACCAGCAACGAUUGAUAUGCCGAGGGAAGGUUUUAAAGGACGAUCAGCUGCUCUCAGCCUACCAUGUCGAAGAUGGUCACACCCUGCAUUUAGUUGUUAGGCAACCGAUUCCACCCUCAGCCGAGGGAGCACCCUCUCAUACAGCAAGUGAUCCUUCUUCAGGGGCGAACCGCAUUUCAAGCACUCACAUCUCUCCUAGUGUUGUUAUUGAGACUUUCAAUGUUGAGCACGGGGAUGGGGUCCCCCCUGAAAUUGGACAGAUUGUGUCUGCAGUUCUUGGUUCCUUUGGACUUACAAAUCUCGGGAGUAGCACUGAAGGGAGAUCUGAAAGAUCUUCAGCUGGUGGCAGUGUGGUAAAUUUGACCCAGCAGCAAUCUGAACCUUCGGCCUUAAGGGGCCUAUCUAGUGCUUUUGGACUUCCACAAUCACUCUCUGUGGGGCAGCCUCCAGUGAUCCCCGACUCUUUGAUGACUAUGUCCCAAUAUGUGAGUCACAUGCGUGGUGAAUUUAGUAAUUUUGGUCGAGGCAGUGGAUCGACUGCCUCUCCUAGCGCCGAAGGAGGGGAUUCGAACUUUCUGCAAAGCUCGGGUGCUGUUCGAGAAGGUCUUCCAACACCUGCUUCUCUGUCUGAGCUUAUGCUGUCUACUAGACGACUGCUUACUGAACAAGUGGGAGAAUGUCUUGAGCUAUUUGCGGGGCAGCUGGAAAAUCAGGCGAAUUUUACUGAUUCCUCAAUGAGAUCAAACACUCAAAGUAAUGCAAUGAGAAUUGGGAUGUUGUUUCAUUACUUGGGUGCCUAUAUCCUUGAACUGGGUAGAACAGCCAUGACCUUGCGAUUAGGUCGAUCUCCGGCAGAAUCUGCGGUGAAUGCAGGACCUGCGGUUUAUAUCUCUCCAUUGGGCCCAAAUCCUUUAAUGGUUCAGCCUUUUCCGUUUCAAAUGGGGAGUAGCAUCGGGAACAUUCCUGUAGGGACUGUGCAGCCUAGCUCAAAUUUGGGUGGUGGAAUCGGCACCGGUUUUCUUCCAAGACGUAUUGAUAUUCAAAUUCGAAGAGGUUCGCCGACAGCAGUGCCAAAUGCUAAUAGAGAAGAGCACAGUGAUCAACAACAGCCUGUGUCUGCUUCAAGAAAUGCUGCGGUGAAUUCUUCUGCCGCAGAAAAUCCGGUGGAACAGUCAUCUUCAAGGACUUCAGAGGGCCCCACUCAACCUUUUGCUGGAGAAUCAGGAGUGCGCGUCGUGCCCGUUCGGACAAUGGUAGCUGCUGUUCCUGCUACCUUCAGUCGCAUGCCCUCAGAUUCAUCAUCUGACUCACCAAGUUUAAGAGUGCAAGCAUCUAUUUCACGAAAUGCCAAUAGCAACUCUCCUUCGGCGGGUGAUUUGCAGAACCACCAAGAAAGCGGGAGGCAGGUUCCUGGGAGCAUUUAUCAGUUCCUGAGGAACCUGUUUCCUGGGGGUGAGAUUCACGGAGAGGAAGAAUCCUCCAUUGGGGUUGGUACUGUUCCAGGCUUACGCAAUGAGGAGAUUUCAAACCCUUCCCGUGAUUCUCGAGAACCCGAACGAGGGGCUACAGGGGAUGGGAUAUUUUUUUCCAACUUGCUUCAUCAGAUUAUGCCGAUCAUAUCUGAACAGGUAGCUGGUGCUGAUUCAAGUUCUGCACGUGAUCGAGAUUCAUCCUUUCAGGCUGCUAGCAGCGCCGGGGGUGGGACAUCGCAUCGACCUAGUGAUACAGACUUGGACCCUCCAAACUCAAAGCGUCAGAAGAAGUAGUAAUUUCUGAGUCGGACAAAGCACUGCAGGCCUUCUCUGGGAUUUGAACUGGAAUGGAAAUAUGUGCUGCUGCUCUACAAAUGAUCGACCAUGGAGAACUGGGAAUUUGGAAAGUUUUUGAUACAUUCUAGUUUUUGUAUGACUACAGAUGAGACCUGAGUUUCGUUAGUUUGAAUUAUUACAGAAACUUUCACUAUUCUUGGUUGUCAAAGUUCCCCGGCCCCACAAUGAAUCUUCUUAUUGCUCUUUAAGAUGAUUGGGCCGUUUGAUUUCCCAAUU